AUUUACAUUGCAUCUAAAGUCCUAAAUUCUCUCCAUUCGAAGAUCUCGACGUCAAGUGUUCUCCUUUUGAAUCCCUAAUUUUCUCAAUCAGAUACGGUUAAUCUGUUAGUCACAAAAUAACGAUCACCCUCUUCUACAGGAAAAAAAAAUUGCAGAUCAUCUUCGUCUUUAAUUUCAAGUUUCUAACUUUGUAGAGGCAAAGAGAAGCUUUGGCUUUACAGUUGAAGCUAAAACCAAGAUAAGUGGAAGUCUGGUUUCAAAAUCGCAGAGCCAGUUGUUGUGGGUUUCGGCAGUCUCAUCUAACAAUGGAAAAUGAAGAGGAUCCAGUGAGGAAAUCACAGGUGGUGGAAGCUCGGGCUAGGAACAUUAGCCACAAUGUCCGUUGCACCGAAUGUGGGAGCCAAUCCAUUGAAGACUCACAAGCAGAUGUUGCUAUCCUGCUCAGGAAGUUGAUUCGUGAUGAAAUUCGAUCUGGGAAAACUGAUAAAGAUAUCUAUAAAAGGCUUGAGGAGGAUUUUGGAGAGACUGUUCUCUAUGCACCACGUUUUGAUAUUCAAACUGCAGCUUUGUGGCUCUCGCCGUUUUUGGUUGCAGGUGUGGCUGCAGGGGUAUGGGCUUAUCAAAAGCACAGACAAAGAACUAACGUUCACAUAAUGGCAUUGAACCUGGUGAGAGGUGUUCCAUUGACCCCCAAAGAGAAGCAGACGAUGCUAGAGCUUCUGACACCACCUCCAUCACCUCCAUCACUGAGAAAGAGGUGGGGGAGUCGAUGAACUGGGCAUGUUUUAGUCUGUGUAUAGGAGAGCCCUCUUCAGGGACUCAGAAUAUUUUUCUCCUUCUACCCCAUCUUAGUGAUAAAGAGAUCAAAAACCUUGUAUAGCAGCCAGUGACUGUGAUGAGCUAUACGACUUUCUUUACUAUUUCUUAAUUCCUACUAUGCUUGUCAUUGGGACAUUGAGUUUGUAAUGGGAUUGUUACUCCACUUAAAUGAUUCUGAACCAUUUCAUCUUUUAA
This is a messenger RNA of Macadamia integrifolia, 1014 nucleotides long. RefSeq names its product cytochrome c-type biogenesis CcmH-like mitochondrial protein. The record is from RefSeq and is a predicted model, not a curated record. Bases 306 to 773 code for a protein of 155 amino acids. The transcript is spliced from 4 exons. Lineage: Eukaryota; Viridiplantae; Streptophyta; Magnoliopsida; Proteales; Proteaceae.